GUGAGAAAGUGUUUGCGAAUCAACGUAGAUUUUGGGAAGGCUGAUUUGCCGACUGGGUGGAAGGUUUUGGGUGAAGCUGUACAGGGCUGUCGGCAGUGCGGUGGCGAUGUCUGGAGGCGACCGCGCCCAGAUCAAGCAUGACUGGUACCAGACGGACCAGGACGUGGUGGUGAACGUGCUGGCCAAGGGGCUACCGGCCGACGCGGUCAGCGUCACCAUCACCGCCACCGCGCUGAGCGUGUCGGCGCGUCUGCCGUCCGGCAGCGAGUACAGCCUCGAGCUGGACCUGCUGCACCCGGUGCUGCCCGAGCGCUCGUCGUGGCGCGUGCUUGCCAGCAAGCUGGAGGUGAAGCUGCACAAAGAGGAGGCGCACCGUUGGUCGACGCUGGAAGGGGACGGCCGAGCCCCGUCGGUGCGGCCGGCGGCCGGUCAGCUGCCGCCGGCCUACACCAGCUCGGCGCCGGGCGGCCGCGACUGGGACGCGAUCGCCGCCGACAUCCGCCGCCAGGAGGAGCAGGAGAAGCCCGAGGGCGAGGAGGCGCUCAACAGCCUCUUCCAGAAGAUCUACGCCGACGGCUCGGACGACGUGAAGAAGGCGAUGCAGAAGAGCUUCACCGAGUCGGGCGGCACCGUGCUCAGCACCAACUGGCAGGACAUCGGCAAGAAGAAGACCGAGAUCAAGUCGCCCGACGGCAUGGAGUUCAAAAAGUGGGAUUAAGACGGGGGGGGGGGGGGGCAGGUCAGGCGAGGACGGAUGAUGGGCAUGUCCGGUGCGACACCUGUCAGGAUAUUGCGCGUUCAAAGUAUGCUUAACAGUUCAGGAGAAACACCACAGCGUAUUCUGUGUCAUGGUGCAUACCUGCGGCCCACUAAGCGCUGCGGUGGCGCAGGCACGACGGUUCCCCGUGCACGCAUCUUGUUCUGCCGCGCGAAGGCUAAUCCUCGCACGUCACAAUUAGCAUGCUCCCGGGAUCGGGCUUACGUGGUUUCGCCUUUGCACGGCAGAAUUGUGUGUUUCAUUGAUUCUUGUGGGAGUGGAUUGUUCAGCGAGGCGUGCUUUUGUCAUUUGCGUUGGUUCAUAUUACCGGUUCCGGAGUACCCUCAUAAUCAUUGCAUUGGGCUGACACCGGUUUGCCACAAGCACCUUUACUAAUAUAUGAGGUCUACCCAAAUU
Messenger RNA from Pollicipes pollicipes, 1174 nucleotides. It is a transcript of the gene Sgt1, whose product is annotated as suppressor of G2 allele of skp1. The transcript is spliced from 2 exons. Gene Ontology annotation, molecular function: protein-folding chaperone binding. The record is from RefSeq and is a predicted model, not a curated record. The coding region runs from base 107 to 718 and encodes 203 amino acids. Lineage: Eukaryota; Metazoa; Arthropoda; Thecostraca; Pollicipedomorpha; Pollicipedidae.